Messenger RNA from Capsicum annuum, 701 nucleotides. Its product is annotated as lysosomal Pro-X carboxypeptidase-like. NCBI's taxonomy places the organism in Eukaryota, Viridiplantae, Streptophyta, Magnoliopsida, Solanales, Solanaceae. Bases 1 to 537 code for a protein of 178 amino acids. The record is from RefSeq and is a predicted model, not a curated record. The transcript is spliced from 5 exons. Gene Ontology annotation, biological process: proteolysis. Gene Ontology annotation, molecular function: dipeptidyl-peptidase activity; serine-type exopeptidase activity.
AUGUUUGUGAUUUUUCAUGAGUAUAAUGAUCCACCAAGUUAUCCAGUGACAACACUUUGUGGAGGGAUUGAUCAUGGUGCACCAAAAGGAAGUCAUGUUCUUGAUCGAAUUCAUGCAGGCAUUGUUGCCUAUGAAGGAAAUUUGUCUUGUUAUAACACAAUCUACACUCCUAGUGAAAGUGACAUGGGAUGGGCAUGGCAAACAUGCAGUGAGAUGGUGACACCUAUACGGCGUGACGAAAAUGACACAAUGUUCUUUUCAGAACCUUUCAAUUUGGAUGAAUUCAUGAAAGAUUGCAAGAAAAAGUAUGGUGUCUCACCACGUCCACAUUGGAUCACAACUUAUUAUGGAGGACAUGACAUAAAAUUAAUUCUUUAUAAGUUUGCUAGCAACAUCAUUUUCUCUAAUGGGCUAAGAGAUCCUUAUGGUAGUGGAGGAAUUUUGCAAGACAUAUCUCAUAGUCUACCGGCUGUCUACACACGUAAUGGUAUGCCAUUAUUUACCCUUCAUGUUCUUUCUGAUAUCUCGUAUAAAUGAGAGGCGGAGCCAGGCUAGUAAUAGGGGUUCGUUCGAACUCCUUCGAUGAAAAAAUAUAUUAUUAAUACAUGAUUAAAAUUGAUUUUUAUGAAUAUACCAUAGAUGUUGACCCCCCAGGUGAGUUUUUCUUUAGAUUUGAACCCCUCAUCAACAGAAAUUCUGGC